AUGCCCCCCAACCCAACCGAAGAAGACAUCACCGCCCUCUACCGCUCCAUCGCCGACCUCUCAAACUACUGGCUCUCCCUGCGCCUGCAGUCCCCCGAAGCCGUCGAACACUUCCGCCCCCAAUACCCAGCCCAGGACAUGCUAGCCCAACUCCACCAUCUCCUCGCCGAAAUGACGUUGCUCCUGAACAAGCACCUGCAAUGGCCAGCUCAAGACGUCUACCGCAAAGCUGAACCGCUUUGCAGAGAAGCUGAGCGAUGUGCGAGGGGGCUUGAAGCGGCGGUGGAGGAGCAUAAGACUGUUAAGGCUUUGGGGAGGCUUGAUGAGCGGACACGCGCGCUGGCGGGGGCGCUGCAUCGGUGCGAAGAUGUGAGGGAGCGGUUGGGUGAGGUGUUUGAGUCGCUGGAGCUGGGGUUCACUCGGUAUGCGCCAUUCGUGAGUGCGGAGGCACGAUCGAGGUGUAGGAUGGAGUUUCAAGGGCCAGGGUAUACGCUCACGCCUUUCGAGGUAAAGCAGGAGAGGUUGAGGGAUAUCGCUAUGUGUGCAUUCGGAGCUGUACAAGGACAAGACAUGGGAUUGGCCGCCCAUGCGCUGGCUGAAGGCGAGAAGGCUGCUGACGAGCUCUGGGAGUACACUGAUCGGCUGGCCACUGCGGUCCAGGAGCUUGUAGAUGUCCAACGUCGUGCUGCUCGAGGGCCGUCAAAGGUGUCCGCCAUCGCUUCAAACUUUGACGACGGAUUAUGUCUGCCAAAGCUUUAUUCCCCUCCCCCGAUCCUGGAGAGGCGAUUCAUAGCCGGCUGGCGGUCCCCCAUCACACAGACGCCCACGCCCCUCGCGAAGAUGUUCACCGCCGCCGCAAAAGACCACUGGAUCACCAAGCCGCCACUUCUCCCCGGUCUAACCUCCCUGUCAACAACCAGCAAAGCCUCGAAGGUACCCUCGAAGCACUGGCCGACCAUGAGAGAGCGCCCGCAACCUCGCCCUCGUUCCUCACCGCAGCGGUAUUCGAACUUUCAUCCUCAGGCUGAGGCGGCGGGAGCAUACCCAACACCCUCCAAAUCUCCAGCACUGCAUCGUCCGCGCCCUUGGCCCUUUCCCCACAGCUUAAGACCACAAACCGGACUGUGGCGAGGCGAGCUGUGCCGAAGAACGCGCACCCCUACAUCCCUGCCCGCUGGAGGGGAGCCUCCGGCGUCGGUGCGAUCGGUGAUGGGAGGCCUGGGGUAA
This is a messenger RNA of Saxophila tyrrhenica, 1227 nucleotides long. RefSeq lists its product as uncharacterized. The transcript has a single exon. Lineage: Eukaryota; Fungi; Ascomycota; Dothideomycetes; Mycosphaerellales; Extremaceae. The record is from RefSeq and is a predicted model, not a curated record. The coding region runs from base 1 to 1227 and encodes 408 amino acids.